Messenger RNA from Prunus armeniaca (apricot), 1800 nucleotides. The record is from the annotation of a GenBank genome assembly. Lineage: Eukaryota; Viridiplantae; Streptophyta; Magnoliopsida; Rosales; Rosaceae.
AUGGUUGCAGAGCCUUGGAUUUUGAAGAUGGGUAACCAGGUAAGCUCCAAUCUCAAGCAUGCUCUUCUUCUUCAACCCUCAAAGAAAUCAAGCUCCAAAAACCUACCCACCAGCAACAACGCCAAAACCCAGAAGCAGACCAUAGGCAUUCUCUCUUUUGAAGUAGCUAAUGUUAUGUCCAAGACUGUGUACCUCCGCAAGUCCCUCACAGACUCCGAGAUCUCAAAACUCAAAAACGAGAUCUUGAAGUCUGAAGGAGUACUGAACUUGGUCUCGUCCGACGAGGCCUAUCUUAUCGAGCUUGCAAUGGCCGAGAAGCUCGAAGACCUGAACCGGGUCGCUGCGGUUGUGUCCAGGCUUGGAAAAAGGUGUGUUGAGCCUGCUUUGCAGGGUUUUGAGCAUGUCUAUGCUGACCUUGUUAAUGGGGUUAUUGAUGUGAAGGAGUUGGGGUUUUUGGUGAAGGACAUGGAGGGUAUGGUUAGGAGGAUGGAGAGGUAUGUGAACGCCACUUCGAAUUUGUACAGUGAAAUGGAGGUUUUGAAUGAGUUGGAACAGGCCACCAAGAAGUUUCAGCACAAUCAACACGAGGAGAGCAAAAGGGCUUUUGAGCAGAAGCUGAUUUGGCAGAAGCAAGACGUGAGACACCUCAAGGAUGUUUCUCUUUGGAACCAAACUUAUGAUAAGGUUGUGGAGUUGCUGGCCAGGACAGUUUGUACCAUUUAUGCUACUAUUCGUGCUGUUUUUGGUGACUCUGUUUUGGGCAAGAACCAUGUUGGCCUAAUUGGCGGAGCUUCACCACCUCCUAUGUGUGGUCCGGUUGACGCGAGAAGGGUUUCUCAGGUGGCUUCUGAGCCACUGAAGAGAGUUCUUAGUAGGAAAAACGGGUUGCAUUCGGGUCCAGUUGAGAAAGCUAUGGUGGUGAAAAAGGGGUCAGCUUUUAAGCCUCAAUUUGAUUCAAGGAGAGGUGAAUUGGGAUUGUAUCGAGCAGAGGAUUUUAAUUUUCCGUGUGGAACUAGCCCGGGGAGGAUUUUCAUGGACUGCCUUAGAGUAAGCAGUUCUGUUAAUGAUGAUGAUGAUGAUGAUUAUGUUGGUGCUGGUAAUUAUGAGGAAAGGAGUAGCCAAAGUUCAGGUUGCAGUGUUGCAAAUGGUGGUUUGAGGAGAGACUAUCCGAACCAUUCAGGUUGUUUCAGUCGAACCCAAAUGGGUGUUCAAUCAAAGAGUGGUGGGAUGAAUGGUGCCAGGUUUGGUCCCAAGAGUAAGUUAAUGGUAUAUGCUCCUCCUUCUACCGUGGGAGGCUCUGCUCUAGCUUUGCAUUAUGCUAAUGUUAUAAUUGUUGUCGAGAAGUUGCUUCGCUAUCCUUAUCUUGUGGGUGAGGAAGCUAGGGACGAUUUGUAUCAUAUGUUGCCAACCAGUUUAAGGAUGUCCCUGAGGACUAAUCUCAAGUCCUAUGCUAAGAAUUUCUCAAUAUAUGAUGCACCUCUUGCGCAUGAUUGGAAGGAGACUCUUGAUGGGAUUUUGAGAUGGCUUGCCCCGCUGGCACAUAACAUGAUCAGAUGGCAGAGCGAGCGUAAUUUCGAGCAACAGCAGAUUGUUACGCGAACAAAUGUUCUUCUGCUACAGACAUUGUAUUUUGCUGAUCGAGAAAAGACGGAGGCAGCUAUUUGUCAGGUUCUUGUUGGGUUGAAUUAUAUAUGCCGUUAUGAGCAUCAGCAAAAUGCAUUAUUGGAUUGUGCAAGUAGUUUUGAUUUUGAAGACUGCAUGGAUUGGCAAUUGCAAUGCGGAGCUUCUUUUGUUGAUUGA